AUGGGCAAAGAAGAAGGAGAUGAUGAUGAUGAUGAUGAUGAUGAUGAUGAUGAUGAUGAUGAUGAUGAUGAUGAUGAUGAUGAUGAUGAUGAUGAUGAUGAUGAUGAUGGCGGUGGCAGUGUUGGUGGUGGUGGUCUUGGUGGCGGCCGUGGUGGUGGUGGCGGUGGUGGUGGUGGCAGUGUUGGUGGUGGUGGUGGUGGUGAUGAUGAUGGUGAAGGGCGGAAGAAGAGAAAUAAGAAAUGA
Spirometra erinaceieuropaei is the source of this 243-nucleotide messenger RNA. The record is from the annotation of a GenBank genome assembly. NCBI's taxonomy places the organism in Eukaryota, Metazoa, Platyhelminthes, Cestoda, Diphyllobothriidea, Diphyllobothriidae.